This is a messenger RNA of Fusarium sp. VM40, 963 nucleotides long. NCBI's taxonomy places the organism in Eukaryota, Fungi, Ascomycota, Sordariomycetes, Hypocreales, Nectriaceae. The record is from the annotation of a GenBank genome assembly.
AUGAAGGGCCGUCCUGUUGAUCAACUCGUCUACGAGUGCAUGUUCCCUCGUCCCAAGAGCAACGACCCUCAGAACUUCCACGCCCUCCUCCAACGCAACCUGAUCCCCGAGGUCCGUCAGGAAACCCACGCUUUUUACGGCCAUCUCGAGACUCAGGAAGCGAAAUAUCCUGGGCUCGAUUAUACCCACCACACUCAUCGUAUUCGCCUCUCUCGCUGGCCAUGGCACCGACGACUAUUCCGCGCAUUCGACAACCUUCAACUUACUGGUGCUGAAAUCGCGGGCUUGACAAAGUGGGAGGGGACAAAAUGGGCCAAGGAGAAGUACGAGAAAGAGCAGGGAUACACUAUUCAUGACACCACUGCUGAUGGCUUCCCUGACUGGACCGAUAUCGAACACCUGCCCCGCGCCACUCGUAGCCACUCGGCUGAGGUUGGCUACGUUGGACUCGAUGACUUGGAUAACGAUAUGGACGUCGAGAGUGAGGACGAGCUGGAUAGUGUGGGCGUUGAACUUAACGAGCGCCUCAGAGAUGGAGUUGCAAGACGUGAGGCUGGCGACACUUCAGCUGUCUUGGAUGAGGAAUGGGAACAAUGGCUCAAGAACGCUAUUGAGUCGGGCGAAAUGAACUUUCUGAACGAGCACCACAUCUUCCAUGAAAGCGAUAUCCCCGCCACAACCUUCCCACCAAGCCUGCUCAGCGCCGCUCGAGCUGGCCAAUGGAAUGAGAUACCCGAAUCUCUUCACCGCAUUCUCCGCCAGACUCUACAAUCCGAGGACCCAAAUCGCCCCCAACAAACACAGCUGCCAAGCACACGUUCCCAAGCUUCUGUUCCUUCCCUGCGGAACCAUUUUAUGGACAACCGUCAGUGGCGUGCCCCGUGGACCCGCCGCACAUUUUCAGAUCUUCGGCUGCCGGUGGGCGAAUCUGGAUCAGGACGUACAGGAGCAUCGAAUGCUUGA